This is a messenger RNA of Symbiodinium natans, 1164 nucleotides long. Lineage: Eukaryota; Dinophyceae; Suessiales; Symbiodiniaceae. The record is from the annotation of a GenBank genome assembly.
AUGUCGACGUCCGAGGUCAGCAUGCAGGCAGAGGCGCCGGAGCCGCUUGAGAGCGGCGUGCAGGAUGCCCAGAUGAGCGGGACGCCGGAUGUGCAAGAAGGCCCAAAGAAGCGGCGUCCGGGUCGAAGGGAGAGGGAGCAGCUGAAGGGAUCAAAGAUGCAAGAUGCAGAUCUGCAGUGCGAUCUGCAGCCAGGGCAAUCAUUGAAGUGGCGUCCUCCACAUGUAUUGCUGGGCUGCACGCUUGUACUUCUGCUAGUGGGAGGGGCUUCACUUGCUUGCAGCUUCCGCGAGGAUCCAAAGGUCAGGCUGUUGAAAGUCCAGCAGCAAGAAAUUUUGGACGCCGAGAACCGCCAUCUGGCAAAGCUGAAGCAGCCAGCGGAAAUCAUGCAAAAGACUCUUGAUGGUGUCCUCAACCAAACCCGCCAAGAAGCUGUCGAUCACGAGGCCGUAAUCUCAAAGCUUGACAGCGAGAGGUUUCACGUGCAGCAUGGUGCAUGGAAGUUUUCCUGCAAUGCUGCGGACUUGGAAGCCAGUGCUCGUGCCAAGCUGGUUGGAUUUCCAGAGCCAGUUGUUGAGAAGAUUUUAGGCUCCCUGCUGUUCGACCUACAAGCAUCAGCUGACAAGAAAGACUUCAGUCUUGAUGGCCGCAGCUCCGUGGGGCACAUGUAUCGACACCGCCUGCAGAGCGCGCAGUCGAAUGGCGUGGUAUCAGUUGCUUUGAUGGUUUAUGGGGUCGACUUUGACAUGAAAAAAGUUGUGGACCACUAUGAAGAAAUCGAGGAGCCAGUGUAUGAGACGGCCCCAGGUCCUACAAAGCGGUGCACCACACGAUCUGUUAAUGGACCUCUUUGCGUCUUCCCUUUUUGGUACAAGGGCAUCCAUUACUCUCGAUGCACUACGGCUGCGAAAGGCUUGCUGUGGUGUGCGACAUCCACGUAUGAGGAUGGCAGCAUGUACCAUUGGGACUACUGUGGUGACAAGGAGGACUGCCAAGAAGAGACAUCAGAAUCGCCUGAGAUGGUCCGGAAGUUCGUUGGGAUGGCCAAGAAGAAGUUCCCAGUGUACUCGCACCGAGCACUUCCAGAAGGCGUCAGCGAGGGCGACCUCGAUCGGGCGCUUGACUAUGUGAGCAGCCGUGAUGCAAGGAGGGCUCUGUCAGAGUAA